AUGAUCCAGAGCUUGAGGAUACAAACCCCAGAAGUUAAGGUAUGGUUGGCUGAUGACUCAGCUGGGGGAGAAAAGCUGGUGCCAUUGUAUGAUUGGUACAAGCAGUUGACUCUCGAAGGAAAGAAGUAUGGCUAUUUCGUCAAUGGAUCAAAAAGUUGGUUGAUUGUCAAGUCGGAGCUGUUAGCAGAGGAAGCUAAGAAGGUGUUUGGGGAGGAAGUGAAUGUUACAACAGAAGGUCAUAGCCACCUUGGAGCCGUUAUUGGAUCCAAAGAUUAUAAAGACCUGUUUUGGACUUUGUCCAGUUUAUUAUAUAGUUCAUGUUAA
Paramuricea clavata is the source of this 324-nucleotide messenger RNA. The record is from the annotation of a GenBank genome assembly. NCBI's taxonomy places the organism in Eukaryota, Metazoa, Cnidaria, Anthozoa, Malacalcyonacea, Plexauridae.